CUCUUCGCUUUCGACUUCCGAGACAGAAAAGAGAGAGAGAAAAAAAGAAGAAUUCUUCUUGUAAAAGCUUUUGCCUUUUAGAGGAAAGAACAGUGCCAGAUCUUAGAAGGAUCCAAAGACCCAUUAGGAGGAAAAAAGCAAAAAAAGCUUUUAACAAGUCAAUAAAAUCUUUAUUUUUAUUUAUUACCCACAAGACAACAAACUUGCAUUCCAACAAAUCUCACUUCUUCUUUCCUCUUCUUCUUCUUCUACUUCUUCUUUCUCUCUUGUUUUUAUUUGGCUUUGACUUUCACUGUCUCUUUGUCUUCAUGUCCGUCUGUUUCUGAGGUUUUUGUGAGAUGACUCACGUGUUGUUGGUACGAAGAGAGAGACAUGGAAAGAACAGAAGAUGGGACAAGAACUUGAUCAUGUGUUUCUUCUUCUUAUUCUUCUUCUUCAGUUUUCAGAUAGGUUUGUCUUCGUCAGCUUCUGUUGGUUAUUCUCGUCGUCACUUCGUCGCGUUUCCACCGCCGAGAAAGGCUCUGAGCUACAGUACUACGGCGACGUUUCGUGGGCCAUUGAACAGAGAUAACAUUUAUGGAGACGACAAGAGAGUAGUUCACACGGGUCCCAAUCCUCUCCACAACUAACUUUUACGCGUUGCUAUUAUUAUCACUUACCCCCUUCUUCACCCCCACCCACCUACAAGGGCUACAUCGCAAAAACGUAAGACGCAAACGUGGAACGCCGAUCGCGAUCCGAAGGUACUGGCUUGUUAUGUAAAAUCGAGUUUGUUAUAGAAUUUUGUAAGUUGGAAUCCUAUUUUUUUGUUUUUUUUUUUUCGUGGAGCACAGAAACGAUUAUAUUUUAGCUUUUAGGGUAGGAUUUGGUUCGGCUAUAUUGAACUCUUUUAAUGUUAGUCUUAAGAAUUUAAAGAUUAUACACCACUUUUGCCUAAAAACUAAAGGAGAUUACUAAAGAGCAAAUUCUGAAUUGGUUAUAAGUGUCGCAAUGGUUACAAUGUUGUUGUGUUUAAUUCCUUUUCAAGAAAUGUGAGAUUAUAUGGAUAUAGUGAUUGAAAUAUAAGGUGCCCUAUAUAAUUUCA
Molecule: messenger RNA, 1084 nt
Organism: Camelina sativa (false flax)
Lineage: Eukaryota; Viridiplantae; Streptophyta; Magnoliopsida; Brassicales; Brassicaceae
Source: RefSeq, a predicted model, not a curated record